GUCGAAAAAGUUCAAAUCAUGUAUGAUCCACACACUCGGGAAUCUCGUGGUUUCGCCUUUGUUACUAUGGUCCGCUCUGAAGAUGCUGAGGCAGCAAUGCAGGUAUUGAGUGGAUUCGAGCUUCAUGGUCGUGCCAUGUCUGUUAGUAUGGCUCGCCGUGGUCGUGCUAGAACCCCUACUCCAGGCCAAUAUCGCGGACCUCCUAAACGUGAGAGGGGCAUGGGUAUGCCCCAUCCCUAUGGUAUCACUUCUUGAGAGAUGAUGGCGAAACGCUCUCGCCUUUAUUGCGAACGCUAAUUUGUUUAACUAUGAGGCUUCUUUUUGCUUGCAUUCUAUAGAGCGCCGUGGUGAUAGGUUCGAUCCUCGUUAUGUCCCUCGCGGGCCUGAUCCAAGGGAAUAUAGAGGUGGUCCUGCACGCGAG
Lobosporangium transversale is the source of this 421-nucleotide messenger RNA. RefSeq lists its product as hypothetical. The coding region runs from base 19 to 255 and encodes 78 amino acids. Gene Ontology annotation, biological process: positive regulation of mRNA splicing, via spliceosome. Gene Ontology annotation, cellular component: spliceosomal complex. Lineage: Eukaryota; Fungi; Mortierellomycota; Mortierellomycetes; Mortierellales; Mortierellaceae. The transcript is spliced from 2 exons. The record is from RefSeq and is a predicted model, not a curated record. Gene Ontology annotation, molecular function: RNA binding.